Talpa occidentalis (Iberian mole) is the source of this 5244-nucleotide messenger RNA. Its product is annotated as phosphoinositide 3-kinase regulatory subunit 5. The transcript has 37 exons. Gene Ontology annotation, molecular function: 1-phosphatidylinositol-3-kinase regulator activity. NCBI's taxonomy places the organism in Eukaryota, Metazoa, Chordata, Mammalia, Eulipotyphla, Talpidae. Gene Ontology annotation, biological process: G protein-coupled receptor signaling pathway; positive regulation of MAP kinase activity. The coding region runs from base 145 to 4992 and encodes 1615 amino acids. Gene Ontology annotation, cellular component: phosphatidylinositol 3-kinase complex, class IB. The record is from RefSeq and is a predicted model, not a curated record.
CAGGGGCUGAUGAUGAUGAUAAUAGAAACCUGCAGACUACAGAGGAGCCCCUGGUGAUUCACUGGUGAGACAUUGGAGCAACUUGUAUGCUACGAGUGAGCCCUUGACUGUUCACCAAGCCUUUGCCACGAGCGAUGACUCAGGAUGCAGCCAGGGACCACGACAUGCACGGAGGACCGCAUCCUGCAUGCUCUGGAGCGCUGCUUGCACGGUCUCAGCCUCAGCCGCAGGUCCACAUCCUGGUCAGCUGGGCUGUGUCUUAACUGCUGGACCCUACAGGAGCUGGUCAGCAGAGACCCAGGUCACUUCCUUAUCCUCCUGGAACUGAUCCUGCAGAAAACCCGAGAGGUCCUGGAGAAGGGCACCUAUGAUCUACUGGCCCCUCUGGCCCUGCUCUUCUACUCUACUGUCCUUGGUACACCACACUUCCCACCAGACUCAGAUCUUCUUCUGAAAGCAGCCAGAACCUACCACAGAUUCCUGACCUGGCCUGUUCCUUACUGCAGCAUCUGCCAGGAACUGCUCACCUUCAUUGAUGCUGAACUCAAGGCCCCAGGAAUCUCCUACCAGCGACUGGUGAGGGCUGAGCAGGGCCUACCCAUUAGGAGUCACCGCAGCUCCACUGUCACCGUGCUGUUGCUGAACCCCGUGGAGAUGCAGGCCGAGUUUCUUGCCGUGGCCAACAAACUGAGCGCACCCAGACCCUCACCCCACAGUGCCUACACCACCCUGCUCCUGCAUGCCUUCCAAGCCACCUUUGGGACCCAGUGUGACCUGCCAGGUCUGCACUGCAGGCUGCAGUCCAAGACCUUGACAGAGCUUGAGGACAUCUUCACGGAGACUGCAGAGGCACAGGAGCUGGCAGCUGGCAUUGGGGAUGCAGCUGAGGCCCGGCAGUGGCUCAGGACCAAGCUGCAGGCCGUGGGAGAGAAAGCCGGCAUCGCCAGUGUCUUGGAUACCACAAAACCCGGCAAGCUCCGUACCAUCCCCAUCCCUGUGGCCAGGUGCUACACCUGCAGUUGGAACCAGGACAGCUUUGACAUCCUAAAGGAAAUCCUGCUUAAGGAACAGGAGCUGCUUCAGCCAGGGAUCCUGCGGGACGAUGAUGAUGAUGAGGAGGAGGAGGAGGAGGAAGAGGAGGAUUUGGAAGCCGAUGGACACUGUGCUGAGAGGGACUCAGUGCUCUCCACCAGCCCGGUGGCCUUCCAAGAUUCCACUCUGUCUCUUGCCUCAUCCCAGGCCGCAGGAACUGACCUCCCCCACCGGUUGACGUCCUUUGUCUCAGGCCUCUCAGAUGGCAUGGACAGUGGCUACGUGGAGGACAGUGAGGAGAGCUGCUCUGAGUGUCCCAAGAAGUCUGACCGCCAAGAACGCCGGAGCCACCGCAGAUCUGGGCCGAAGUUUAAUAGGAUCUAUAAACUCUUAAAGAGCACCAGCCAGCUGGUCCUGCGGAGGGACUCUCGGGUCCUGGAGGGCAACUCGGACACAGCCCUGUUCUUGCGGCGGACCGAGAGCCUCUGCAGCCCCCCGGGUGACUCGGCACUGUCCCCCACCCGGGCCCAGCGCUCCCGCUCCCUGCCCCAGACCAAGCUCAGCAACCAGCUGCCCAGCUGGCUCCUGGCACCUGCCUCACGCAUCCGGCGCCGGCGCCCCUUUCUGAGCGGAGACGAGGACCCUAAGGCUUCCACACUUCGUGUUGUGGUGUUUGGCUCUGAUCGGAUUUCAGGGAAGGUGGCUCGGGCAUACAGCAAUCUUCGGCAACUGGAGAAUAAUCGUCCGCUCCUCACACGGUUCUUCAAGCUUCAAUUCUUCUAUGUACCCGUGAAGCGAAACCAUGGGACUGGCUCCAGCACCGGCCCAGCCCCUCCGAGUCAGAUGCCCCCACUAGCCACAGACUCCCCAAGGCACCCCAGCCCUGCAGAGCUGGGCACGGUUCCAUGGGCGGAGAGCACCAAUGACAUCUCCUACUACCUUGGCAUGCUUGAUCCCUGGUAUGAGCGCAACGUGCUGGGCCUCAUGCACCUGCCCCCUGAAGUCCUGUGCCAGUCUCUGAAGGCCGAACCCCGGUCCAUGGAAGGCUCCCCUACCCCGCUGCCCAUCUUGGCAGACAUGCUGCUCUACUAUUGCCGCUUUGCUGCCCGGCCAGUGCUGCUGCAGGUGUAUCAGACAGAGCUGACCUUCAUCACUGGGCAGAAGACGACAGAGAUCUUCAUUCACUCCCUGGAACUGGGUCACUCUGCUGCCACACGUGCCAUCAAGGCUUCAGGUCCUGGCAGCAAGCGGCUGGGCAUUGACGGCGACCGGGAGGCCGUCCCUCUAACACUACAGAUUAUUUACAGCAAGGGGGCCAUCAGUGGGCGAAGUCGCUGGAGCAACAUGGAGAAGGUCUGCACCUCCAUCAACCUCAACAAGGCCUGCAGGAAGCAGGAAGAGCUUGACUCCUGCAUGGAGACCCUGACGCUAAACCUGACAGAAGUCAUAAAAAGGCAGAAUCCCAAAUCCAGGAAGGGCUUUAACCAGAUCCGGAGACGGCACAGCUGCUCAGCUUCUCUAAGACCCUGGGUUCUUGGGACUGAUCGCCCCCCUGGGCAGGACUAUGAAGAUCUAAUCUGGGAGCUGAGCUGCAGCAGUCAAGCUAAGUACUACCUCUGUACAGAAAAACAACCACAUAACUUUCCAUUCUGCCGCCUGAGACAACCACUUCCUCCUCACAUGCUGCAGGCCCCGAUGGAGAGCUCAGAUGUGGAACUGGACCUCCAGCGGAGCGUGCAGGCUGUGCUCCGGGAGCUCAGCACCCAGGCCCCUGCCCUGCAGAGCAAUCAAGGUAUGUGGAGAUGGUCCCUGCACAAGAAGGUGGAGCGAGAUCCUCAUAAGAGCCCGGCACUGGUCCGAAUUCUACUCAGAGAACUCGAGAAGGCAGAAAGGGAGGAUCUCCGGCAUGUCAUCAUUCCCUUGCUGCACACUCUAAUGUACGUGCUCGCUAAGGCCACAGGGGUCACAGAGGAGCUCUACAGGAGAACCUAUACCUUUUGCAUGCGGUUACUGACCCUGCCCGCCCCCUACUGCACGGUGGCCCUGGACUGUGCCAUUAGGCUGAAAACCGAGACAGCAGUCCCAGGGACGCUGUACCAAAGGCUGGUCAUUGCUGAACAGAACUUGACGAGUGAACUGUAUCCCUACCAGGAAAGAGUAUUCCUCUUCGUGGAUCCUGAGCUGGUAUCGCCUUCGGUGUGCAGUGCCCUGCUGCUGGAGAUCGAGGCGGCCCAGGUGCAGCAGACUCCGGAGGCCUGCAUGCGCCAUGUGGUCUCACAUGCCCUGCAGGCGGCCCUGGGGGAGGCCUGCCACACCGGGGCUCUGCAGAGGAAGCUGCAGGCCAGUUCCCGCCGCGCCCUGGUGCGCUAUUUCCACGCGGUGGUGGCCGCGGUGGAGCAGAUGGCCAACGAGCCCAACCCCAGCCGGGAGGGACACCUGGAGCGCCUGGAGGAAAUCUACAGCUCGCUGCUGGGCCCAGCGGCCGCCGCCAGGGGGCGCUGCGGCGGUAGCACCCUGCAAGACCGGCCGCCAAGCAUCCCUCUGCCCAGCCCACACAUCUCCUUCCACCUGUGGACGGAUGAGGAACAGCUCUGGAAGGAACUGGUGCACUUCCUGCGCCCACAUUCCCAACUGCGCCUCAGUGCUGAUUUGGAAGCCUUGGAUCUGCAGGGCCUCCUGCCGGACCUGGAGUUGGCCCGGGCUUCAGUGCUGUCCACUGACAGUGGCAUCGAGCGGGACCUUCCUUUUGGGACUGACGAGCUUCCCUCACCCAGCAGCCCUGAGAUGGAGCGUGGGGGGCUACAGCGCAAAGGGGGCAUCAAGAAGCGAGCAUGGCCCCCAUACAUCCUGAUGCCCAGCAGCUGGGAUGUGCCCCCAGGGUUGCACCGGAGGACAGGCAGGCCCAGUGGGGAUGGGGAACUGCUGCCCGGUGUCUCCCGGCUGCACACGGCUCGGGUGUUGGUUCUGGGGGACGACAGGAUGCUGGGGCGCCUGGCCAGGGCCUACCACAACCUCAGGAAACAAGAGACCCAGAAGUUCUGCCUCACCCCCAGGCUCAGCCUGCAGAUCUACUACAUCCCUGUGCUGGCGCCUAAGGUGCCUGCUGCUUAUGCCACUUCUGAGCUGGGAGAGCUAGCUGCCUUCCUGGGCCGGGCAGACCCGUGGUAUGAGAUAACUGUGAACACCCUGUGCCCCGCCAUCCACAAGCUGGCAGAGAUGCCUCCUGCCCUGGACACAUCCCGCACUGUGGACCCCUUCAUCCUGGAUGUCAUCACCUACUAUGUCCGCAUGGGCACCCAACCCAUCUAUUUCCAGAUCUACACAGUCAAGAUCUUCAGCAACCUGAACCCAGACCCUAUAGAGGACAUCUUCCUCACAGAGCUGAAGGUAAAGAUUCAAGACGCCAAGCUCCCCAGAGAAGGUAUUUCGCCCAGAAGAAGAGGGAUGACGGAGGUUCCAGGGGCAGAGCUCUCCAUUUGCUACCAGAAGGCACUACUCAGCCACCGGGCCCGAGAGGUCACCGUUUCCCUGCGGGCCACUGGGCUGGUCCUGAAGGCCCUUCCAGCCAGUGACACUGAAGUUUCAGGGCCCACCUACUGCUCCCCAAAUGCUGCUCCAGUUACUGACCACAUGUGCCUAAAUGUCAGCGUGAUGGAGGUUGUCAAGUCCUCCAACUUGGCAGGACGAUCCUUCUCGACGGUGACAAACACUUUCCGGACAGCCAACAUCCAGAUCCAGAGCCAGGACCAGAGGCUGCUGACGCUGUUUCUGGACAAGGACAGUCGGCGCACUAUCAGGGAUGUGGUCAGAUUUGAGGUUGCUCCCUGCCCAGAACCCUGUUCUGAGGCGCAGAAGUCCAAGGGGCCAUGGCCCAAGGCCCAGAAGGAAGUGGAAAGGACAACAGCCAAGUCCAAGCCCCUUCUUAUGCCUAUCAACACGUUCUCCGGUAUCAUCCAGUGAGCCUGAAAGGGCAGCGGAAGAGCUGAGUCUGAGAACAGUGUGACUGAGAGGAAGAAUACACUAACCCACCAGCCCCGAACCCCCAUCAACAGCCUGCACACAUCUCUCCUGGUUGAGAGGAAAAUGACAGAUUCAAUAAAUGCACACUAAAGUGUUUCUGCUCUCGUUUAACCCCAGCAGCAUUUGCACUUUCAUAGAACAGUCUAACCGAAUGAAUCCAUUUAGGCCAGGUAAGAGCCCAGCUCCCCUGGG